AGGCAGGAGGAGGAGGAGGAGGAGGAGGAGGGACUCGGCGGGAGGAUGGGCUUACUCUCAAUUUUGCGCAAAUUGAAAAGUGCACCAGACCAGGAGGUGAGAAUCCUUCUCCUGGGCUUGGAUAAUGCUGGUAAGACCACUCUUCUGAAGCAGCUGGCAUCUGAAGACAUCAGCCACAUCACACCUACACAGGGUUUUAACAUCAAAAGUGUACAAUCACAAGGUUUUAAGCUGAAUGUAUGGGACAUUGGUGGACAGAGGAAAAUCAGACCAUACUGGAGGAAUUAUUUUGAAAACACUGAUAUUCUCAUAUAUGUAAUUGACAGCGCAGACAGAAAAAGAUUUGAAGAGACGGGUCAGGAACUAGCUGAAUUACUGGAAGAAGAAAAGCUAAGUUGUGUGCCAGUGCUCAUCUUUGCUAAUAAGCAGGAUCUGCUCACAGCAGCCCCAGCCUCUGAAAUUGCAGAAGGACUGAACCUGCACACCAUCCGCGACCGAGUCUGGCAGAUCCAGUCUUGCUCGGCUCUCACGGGAGAGGGCGUUCAGGACGGCAUGAACUGGGUCUGCAAAAACGUCAAUGCAAAGAAGAAAUAAAAUCUUGACGAAUGGAGAUGCAGGAGCUGCGGGAGCUGAAUUCUGUCCUGAAAAACACUAAUUUGCUGCUUUCUGACCAAAUGUUUUUCCAUCUGUGUACAGCUACAGCUGUGUGAAGAGAGGGAACAACACAGUUUAAAAAGAAUCCCCAUUCCAGCAGUAGAUUUAACAUGAUCUCUGAGGUUCAGUAUCAUUUUUCAAAUAAAGGAAUUAUAUUAUUUCCUCUGCAUAA
Mesoplodon densirostris (Blainville's beaked whale) is the source of this 826-nucleotide messenger RNA. RefSeq names its product ADP ribosylation factor like GTPase 3 (gene ARL3). Gene Ontology annotation, biological process: cilium assembly. NCBI's taxonomy places the organism in Eukaryota, Metazoa, Chordata, Mammalia, Artiodactyla, Ziphiidae. The record is from RefSeq and is a predicted model, not a curated record. Gene Ontology annotation, cellular component: microtubule cytoskeleton; cytoplasm. Gene Ontology annotation, molecular function: GTPase activity; GTP binding. Bases 46 to 594 code for a protein of 182 amino acids. The transcript has 6 exons.